GUUUAGUUGGUUGAAAAAGCAAAUGAGAAGCUUUGGAAAUUUGGGGCAAUGGCCUCUACUUGCAUUUGCUUUGGCAAUUUGCUUUGUAGCCAGCACUGUUGUUGCUGACUACUCUUAUGACUAUACUUCUCAUUCACCUUCUUACAAUUCUAAGAAAGACUACAAAUCACCUUCUCCAUACUACAAGAAACCGGAAAAACAUGUUGAACAUUCUCCAUCGCAUUACUAUUACAAGUCGCAUGCUCCUUCAAAACACUACUAUAAGGCACCUGUUAUUGCGAAGUAUUACCAGUCACAUGCUCCUUCAAAGCACUACUACAAGGCACCUAUUGUUACGAAGUAUUACAAGUCACACGCUCCUUCAAAGCACUACUACAAGGCACCUGUUGUUACGAAGUAUUACAAGUCACCUGCUCCUUCGAAACACUACUACAAGGCUCCAGUGGUAGUGAAGUAUUACAAGUCACCAGCUCCUUCAAAGAAUUACUACAAGGCACCUGUCCCUUCAAAGGAGUACUACAAGUCGCCAGCUCCUUCAAAGUACUACUACAAGUCGCCAUCACCUGCAAAGUACUACAAGUCGCCUGCUCCAUCAAAGCACUAUUACUACAAGUCCCCAUCCCCUUCAAAAUAUUACAACUCACCCGCUCCUUCCAAAUACUAUAAAUCACCUGCACCACAAAAAUAUUACAAGUCACCAGUUUACUACAAGUCUCCUCCCCCACCACCAACUUAUUAUGAGAAAUCACCUUCUUACUACAAGUCCCCUCCCCCUCCACCAUACUACAAAGAAUCUACCCCUUACUACAAGUCCCCUCCUCCUCCCCCAUACUACAAAGAAUCUACUCCUUACUACAAGUCCCCUCCACCUCCCCCAUACUACAAAGAAUCUACUCCUUACUACAAGUCCCCUCCACCUCCCCCAUACUACAAAGAAUCUACUCCUUACUACAAGUCCCCUCCACCUCCCCCAUACUACAAAGAAUCUACCCCUUCUUAUAAAUCUCCUCCCCCUCCACCAUACUAUGAAGAAUCUACGCCUUCUUAUAAAUCCCCUCCACCUCCACCAUAUUACAAAGAAUCUACACCUUCCUAUAAAUCUCCUCCACCCCCACCAAAGUACUAUGAGCAAUCUCCUACAACCUAUAACUCACCACCUCCACCACCACCAGCCUAUUACAAGCAAACUCCCACCUAUGCCUCACCUCCACCACCUCAGAAGUACGAGCAAUCUGUCACCUAUGCUUCACCUCCACCCCCGCCAGCUUCUCCCCCACCGACGUACUACUAAACAUUCAAUAACUCUAUCAUUUCCAUGACUUCUACAUCCUAUUUUGAUUUCAUUCCCUCUUCCAAAAUUUAAUGUAUGCUUGUCAAAAUGAUCAGCUUUGCUUACUGUAUGUUCAAUAUUGUUUUGUUCUAAUGAUUUGUAUUUUGUUUUAUGUCUUCAUUAGUUUUUCUCAUUGUAUCAAGAUCAAUAGUUUGUUACCUAUCUUCUCUUCUUUGUGUAAUAUUCUGUGGUUUUAAUCG
This is a messenger RNA of Solanum tuberosum (potato), 1530 nucleotides long. Its product is annotated as extensin-2-like. NCBI's taxonomy places the organism in Eukaryota, Viridiplantae, Streptophyta, Magnoliopsida, Solanales, Solanaceae. The transcript has a single exon. Bases 23 to 1291 code for a protein of 422 amino acids. The record is from RefSeq and is a predicted model, not a curated record.